Molecule: messenger RNA, 2304 nt
Organism: Cannabis sativa
Lineage: Eukaryota; Viridiplantae; Streptophyta; Magnoliopsida; Rosales; Cannabaceae
Product: pentatricopeptide repeat-containing protein At3g50420
Exons: 1
Coding region: 1-2097 (698 amino acids)
Biological process (GO): RNA modification
Molecular function (GO): RNA binding; protein binding
Source: RefSeq, a predicted model, not a curated record
AUGUUGUACGAAGCAUCUUCUUUAGCUACUCUAGUGCAAAAAUGCACAACCGUUACCUCACUGAGACGAGCGCGUCAGAUCCACGCUCUGCUGCUCACCACCAUGACAGCCGUCUGGCAAUCACCUUUCUUGUACAACAAUAUCAUGUCCAUGUACGGAAGAUGUGGUUCAGUGGAGGAUGCACGGAAGGUGUUCGAGAAAAUGCCUCAAAGAAAUGUUAUAUCUUUCAACGCACUCAUUUCGGCCUGUUCACGUGCCCCAGAUCAUGCUGUCACGGCCUUGAGAAUGAGUACCCAAAUGGGGUUUGAAUGUGUUAGAGCUAAUGGCUCCACCUUCACUAGCUUACUUCAAGCUUCUUCUCUGCUUGAAGAUUGGUUCAUUGGGUCUUUGCUUCAUGCCCAAGUUGUGAAAUUUGGUUACUUAAAUGACCAACGUGUUCAAACCUCUCUACUUGGUAUGUACUCAAAUUGUGGGGACUUAAAAUCCGCAAGAAAAGUUUUUGGGUGGCUAGUUGAUAAAGAUGUUAUUGCUUGGAACUCUAUUAUUUAUGGGAGUUUGAAGAAUGAUAUGGUGAAUGAAGGUCUUCAAAUCUUUGAUGAUAUGCUGAGAACUGGAGUUGCUCCUACUCAGUUCACUUAUGCAAUGGUUUUAAAGGUAUGUAGCAGAUUAGGUGAUUAUCAACUUGGGCAAAUUACUCAUGCCCGGUUCAUUGUUUCGAACUCGGAAGCUGAUUUGACUUUGCAGAAUGCUUUGCUUGACAUGUAUUGCAAUUGUGGUGACAUUGAAACAGCAUUUGUUCUGUUUAAGAAAAUGGAAAACAAAGAUUUGGUUUCAUGGAACACAAUGAUUUCUGGUUACACAGAAAAUGGGGAUGGUGAAAAGGCUAUGUAUAUGUUUGUCCAGUUAAAGGCUACUUCAUUUAUUAAACCUGAUGAGUACACUUUUGCAGCUGUUGUUUCUGCAACAGCCGGAUGCUUAGCCUGCGGCUGUGGGAAACCUCUUCACGCCGAAGUCAUCAAAACAGGAAUUGAGAAGAGUGUUUUUGUUGGGAGUACACUUGUGUCAAUGUAUUUCAAAAAUGUUGAACCUGAAUCUGCUGAGAAAGUAUUUCAUUCAAUCUCAGAGAAAGAUGUUGUUCUCUGGACUGAGAUGAUCACAAGUAAUGCUAGAUUGGAUGAAGGGAACAAUGCAAUUAAAUUUUAUUGCGAAAUGUGUCAACAAGGACACAAGGUUGAUAGCUUUGCUCUCAGUGGAGCUUUGAGUGCAUGUGCUGACCUUACAAUUUUGAAACAAGGUGAGAUGAUUCAUUCCCAGGCCAUAAAAACAGGAUAUGAAGCCGAAAUGUCUGUUUGUGGAAGCCUGGUAGAUAUGUAUGCCAAAAAUGGAAGCAUCAAAGCUGCAUGUUCAGUAUUUUCUCAAGCAGUGAAUCCUGACUUGAAGUGUUGGAACUCCAUGCUUGGAGGAUUUAGUCACCACGGAAUGGCAAAGGAGGCGCUAGAGAUUUUCGAUGAGAUUCAAAAACAUGGCAUGAACCCGGAUCAAGUAACGUUUCUGUCUCUCCUCUCAGCGUGCAACCACAGUGGAUUGACCGAAAAUGGGAAGUUUUUGUGGACCUAUAUGCAGCAAAAGGGCAUCAUGCCGGGGCCUAAACAUUAUUGUUGCAUGGUUAGUUUGUUAAGCAGAGCUGGAUUGUUAGACGAGGCAAUGGAAAUUAUUAUGAAAUCACCAUUUAGUGAAAAUGGUGUUGAGUUGUGGAGAAGCUUGUUAAGUUCAUGCGUGAUUAAGAAAAAUCUGAGUAUUGGAAUUCAUGCUGCAGAGCAGGUUUUGAAAUUUGAUGCAGAAGACAGUGCUACACAUAUUUUGCUAUCAAAUCUUUAUGCAGCCACAGGAGAGUGGAAUGGUGUUUCUGAAAUGAGGAGAAAAAUAAAAGGAAUGGUGCUAGAAAAAGACCCUGGAUUGAGUUGGUUGGAAGCCAAGAAUAAUAUUCAGGUUUUCUUUUCUGGUAUUCAAUCACAGCCAGAGGUUAUGGAAGCUCAAAUUGCAUUGCUUAGACUACAAGGAAACAUGAUAAAAACUGAAAGAGAUGCAUUUGAUUAGGGAAUGAAAUUUGACAUGUGGGUAUGGGUCCCGUGAGCGGUAAUAGGGACAAUUUUCUAUCCCAGAAUAUUAAACGGUGCAGGAAUGGAGAUAAUACUCCCGCCCUGAUGGGGACGUUUAAUUUUUUAUUUAUUUUAUAAUAUUAUUAUUAAUUAUUAUACACAAUGUGUUUUUGAAGUUUAUUAGUAAAUUUUUAUAUUUAUUUUA